CAAUCAGUCCCGUGUUGGUCCCGUGCCAAGUUCUUUAUAUCUUUCAUCAAAAUGAAAUUUUUAAUUUUCUUGACUUUGGCGGUGAUGGCAACCCAGGCGAAGAUCCUCAUGUCACCCAACAGCCUGUCUGCUGCCAUGGAGAGUAAUGAAAUUGACGAUGCGCCCUUGGCCCAGGCAGCCAUGCUGUCGGAGAAGCUAUACAUCCCGAUGUCGCGACUGAUGACGUGCAACAACAGCGGCUGCCAGGCCGUCUGCCACGCCCUCGGCUACAAGCACGGCCGGUGUGUCAGCGACACGACGUGCGAGUGCUACAACUAGCACGACAACGUUGG
Molecule: messenger RNA, 332 nt
Organism: Cydia amplana
Lineage: Eukaryota; Metazoa; Arthropoda; Insecta; Lepidoptera; Tortricidae
Exons: 2
Coding region: 52-318 (88 amino acids)
Biological process (GO): defense response
Source: RefSeq, a predicted model, not a curated record